Camelina sativa (false flax) is the source of this 1152-nucleotide messenger RNA. The record is from RefSeq and is a predicted model, not a curated record. Lineage: Eukaryota; Viridiplantae; Streptophyta; Magnoliopsida; Brassicales; Brassicaceae.
AUGGCUCAGGCUCCCGCGAAUCGUCGUGUGUCGUCGUUGCCGUCUGAGUUAAUCGAAGAGAUACUUUGCAGAACUCCGGUUGAGUCUUUGCUCCGAUUCAAAACGACGUGCAAGCAAUGGUACGCUCUCCUCAGCAGCAACACAAAGUUCAUGCAAAAGCAAUUGGAUCAUCACAGUCACACUUCCGAACGAUUCCUAAGAAUCGAUAACGAUCAGUCGGUUCAAAUCAUGGAUCUUGCGACCAGAGUCCUCUCAAAUUCACCAAUCCCAGACGUGUUUCUUUAUCCGUAUCCGAUUUCUUAUAUGGUUCACUGUGAUGGACUAAUGCUGUGUAGAUGUGAUGAUCUGAAUCACGGACGAGACAAAUACGUCCGUAUGGCGGUUUGGAAUCCGUUUUUGAGGAAAGUGAAAUGGAUCCAACCAUUGGUUUGUUACGAGAAAAUGGAACGUUUCGGGAUUGGAUACAACACGGCCUCUCGUGAUAACUACAAAAUCUUGAGGUAUGGUUAUAAGAAAUGGUUUCCUCGUGUUAAAACAUGUGAGAUCUAUGAAUUCAAGACUGAUUCAUGGAGAGGUACUGAAGCUGAGUUUGAUGCGGAUGUAGCUGUGGAGUGGGGAAGUGUGUCUGUGAAGGGUAAUAUGUAUUGGAUUGCUGCAAAGAAGAGACAUUAUUUCAUUUUAAGCUUUGACUUCUCCAUGGAAACAUUCAAGGACAUAUGCGAUUGUCCUCCCUUUUGGAACUGUAGACGAUUAGGAUGUUUCAGUGGAGAUAGACUUUCUUUGUUAAUACAAGAUGGAGGGGAAGCAAGAGACAUUAAGGUGUGGAUGACAAACAAGUUGAGUGACGAGGUCGUUUCGCUUACCAAUUAUUUCAAUGUCACUAGUAGACCUGGUCUUCCACGGUUACAGUUGAAUCCUUAUUCGACUCGUCCGGGAUACUCCAUUGGAAAACAUAGAAAUAUCAUGGCAUGGAGUGAGGGAUAUGUACAAGAAGCUGGUGUGUGGUAUACUUCCAUCAAGUUUUACGAAAUUGACGAAGAUCGCGUCGGAGAGCCAACUGAGACAGGAAAACAUUUACAAGGUGACUACCAUAGCCCAUUAGUUUGUAGCUAUGUCUAUGUUCCAAGUCUGAUUCCGGUUCCAGAGCAAUAG